UUCAGGCCUUGAAGGAGAGUGUCAUGGUCCCACGAUGCAGUAUAGAGUGUGUGAAAAUCCUUCUUGUCCUGCUGGCAUGCCUGCCUUCAGGGACUGGCAGUGCCAGGCAUUCAGUGUCAGAUCUUCAUAUCAGAAGCACGUGCACCAGUGGCAAGCGGUCAUCGAUGAUGAAAAGCCAUGUGCCUUAUUCUGUUCACCGACUGGAAAGGAUCAACCUGUUCUUCUAACAGAAAAGGUGAUGGAUGGGACUUCCUGUGGCCAGCAUGGGUUAGAUGUCUGUGCAGAUGGUAGAUGCCAGAAAUUUGGCUGUGAUGGCAUAUUAGGAUCUCUGGCUCGUGAAGAUCAUUGUGGUGUAUGCAAUGGUAAUGGGAAGUCAUGCAAAGUUAUUAAAGGUGAUUUUAACCAUACCAGAGGAGCAGGUUAUGUGGAAGCUUUGGUGAUACCUGCAGGAGCAAGGAGAAUCAAAGUUGUUGAAGAAAAGCCAGCUCACAGUUAUUUAGCUCUUCGAGAUGCAGGAAAACAGUCCAUCAAUAGUGACUGGAAGAUAGAGCAUUCAGGAACAUUCAAUAUUGCCGGCACCACUGUCCAUUAUGUUCGGAGAGGUCUCUGGGAGAAAAUAUCAGCCAAAGGCCCCACAACAUCACCUUUACAUUUACUGGUGCUGCUCUUCCAUGACCAGAGCUAUGGUCUGCACUACGAGUACACAAUCCCACUGGAUCCUCUUCCUGAGAAUCAGAGCUCUAAAGUACCAGAGCCACUCUUCAUGUGGACUCACUCUGGCUGGGAGGACUGUGAUGCUGUAUGUGGAGGAGGUGAAAGAAAGACAACAGUCUCUUGCACAAAGAUUAUGAAUAAGAAUAUCAGUGUUGUGGACAACAAGAAGUGCAAAUAUUUAACGAAACCUGAACCACAGAUCCGCAAGUGCAAUGAGCAGUCAUGCCAGACCAGAUGGAUGAUGACAGAAUGGACUCCAUGUUCAAGGACAUGUGGAAAAGGGACACAGAACAGACAAGUAGCCUGCACACAGCAGCUCAGAAAUGGGACCCUGAUCAGAGCUAGGGAGAGGGAUUGCCUUGGGCCAAAGCCUACUUCUGCACAGCGCUGUGAAGGCCAGGACUGCAUGACUGUGUGGGAAGCAGGAGUCUGGUCUGAGUGCUCUGUAAAGUGUGGUAAGGGAGUACGACAUCGGACUGUGAGGUGCACCAAUCCCCGCAAGAAAUGUGUUUUGUCCACGAGACCUAAAGAAGCAGAGGACUGUGAGGACUAUUCCAAAUGCUAUGUCUGGAGAAUGGGUGACUGGUCUAAG
Molecule: messenger RNA, 1306 nt
Organism: Apaloderma vittatum (bar-tailed trogon)
Lineage: Eukaryota; Metazoa; Chordata; Aves; Trogoniformes; Trogonidae
Product: A disintegrin and metalloproteinase with thrombospondin motifs 19-like
Exons: 9
Biological process (GO): extracellular matrix organization
Cellular component (GO): extracellular matrix
Molecular function (GO): metalloendopeptidase activity
Source: RefSeq, a predicted model, not a curated record